This is a messenger RNA of Didymella exigua CBS 183.55, 1788 nucleotides long. RefSeq names its product calcium/proton exchanger. Gene Ontology annotation, molecular function: calcium:proton antiporter activity. Gene Ontology annotation, cellular component: fungal-type vacuole membrane. Lineage: Eukaryota; Fungi; Ascomycota; Dothideomycetes; Pleosporales; Didymellaceae. The record is from RefSeq and is a predicted model, not a curated record. Gene Ontology annotation, biological process: calcium ion transmembrane transport; intracellular calcium ion homeostasis. The transcript is spliced from 2 exons. Bases 1 to 1788 code for a protein of 595 amino acids.
AUGUUAGACGCAGUAAGAAGGCAGGCGCAUCGCGCCGCGUCCCAUGGCGGUAAUGGAGCCAUGAACUACAACCCUUUCGCCCGGACACGAUCAAGGGAGCAGGCCUACGAUGAAGAGAACUUGACUCGCACACGAUCAGAGGCCGAUCACAUUCCAGUCAUCCAGGAGCAACGAGGAUUCGAGAGCAGAGAAGCCGCCAAAGAGUUCGGAACGCCGCAUCAUCACCCUACAGAUCCCGCCCAGGUAUCACCAACCACAGCAUAUGGAGCUCCGCAAUUUCCAGAGCCAUCCAAGCCAGAGACAGAAGCCACGCUACAGGUGGAUGGCGAUGUUAGAGACGGGAGUGAUAGUACUGUAGCGGGAUCAGAUGGUGUAACAAAGCGCGGCAAAUUCAAGAAGCUGCUGCGAAAGCACGAGCACGAAAACACAGACGACGAUACGCUUGCGAACCAACAGUCCGAAGACCUCACGCUGGAGGAACGCAAGCGCAAGGCACACAAGCGCAAGAUUCCGAUCGGGCAGCAGGUCCGCUUCGUCUUGUUCGGCGCAUGGAUCAACGUCCUCCUGGUCUUUGUCCCAGUUGGAUUCGCGGUCUUCUACGCUGGUCUCAAACCUGUUCCCGUCUUUAUCAUCAACUUCAUCGCUAUCAUUCCGCUCGCGGCUAUGCUCAGUAAUGCAACCGAGGAGUUGGCCAUCAGAGUCGGCGAGACGAUGGGUGGAUUACUCAAUGCCACCUUCGGAAACGCUGUCGAGUUGAUCGUGUCGAUCCAGGCCUUGAUCAAGAACGAGAUUACCAUCGUCAAGACUUCACUCAUUGGCAGUAUGCUCUCGAACUUGCUUCUUGUCCUCGGUAUGUCCUUCUUCUUGGGUGGCGUCAACCGUCCCGAGCAGUUCUUCAACGUCACAGUCGCACAGACAGCUGCGUCACUCCUUGCGCUCUGUAUCGCCUCGCUUAUCAUUCCUACCGUUUUCCACAAUACCAUUGCCGAAGACAAUGUCGACGAAGGCGAUGCUCUCAGAAAUCAGGAGCUUUCUCACGGAACCGCGGUCAUCCUCCUGAUCGUUUACGGAUGCUACCUCUUGUUCCAGCUGAAGACUCACGCCAAUAUGUACAACGCUCCGAGUCAGAAGGUUCCCAAGCGCAAGUCAUCUAAGCUUGAAGAAGGUGCAGCCGAACGUGGUGUAGCUGCUAUCGGUGCUGGUACAGCUGCUGCGUCUGGCGGAGGCGUCAAUCUCAAGAAUCUCUUGCAGAAGCAGCCCAACGACGAUGAUGAGGAGGAGGAGGAGGAAUUCGAGACUCCAUCUUUAUCCGUCAUCGGCGCUCUUGUCACUCUCGCCAUCUCGACCACUCUUGUCGCCUUCUGCUCCGAGUUCAUGGUCGACAGUAUCGACGGUCUCACUGCCACCGGCGGUGUUUCUACUACUUUCGUUGGCCUGAUUCUCCUCCCCAUCGUCGGUAACGCCGCUGAGCACGCCACUGCUGUCACCGUCGCUAUGAAGGACAAGAUGGAUCUCUCCAUUGGUGUUGCCGUCGGUUCGUCCAUGCAGAUCGCCCUUCUUGUGUUUCCAUUCAUCAUAAUUCUCGGCUGGAUCAUGGGAAAAGACUGCAUGACCCUGUACUUCGACACCUUCCAGAUUGCCACUCUAUUCGUCUCGGUACUUCUGGUCAACUACCUUAUCCAGGAUGGAAAGUCUCAUUGGCUCGAAGGCGUCCUACUCAUGGCGAGUUAUAUCAUCAUUGCAGUCGCUGCUUGGUUCUACCCCGAGAUUGCGGAGAACCAGUGCUAA